GCCCCGCGCAGCCCGCGCCGCCCGCUCGCCGCCUCCAGCCCGGCCCGGGACGCCGCGGCGGUGGGCUCGGCCCGCUGAGGACAAGGUCAGGAGACGGAGAGGCGAUGCUCGCGUGCGACUGGAGGGAGCCGAGUGGAGGCGAUCGCGGUUGGGAUCUGUGCCUCCUGACCGGGGAGCCGGACCGGGGCAGCCGCCGGUGAAGAGGAGCAGAAGCAGCGGCACCGAGGGGCACGGUUUUCUCCCGCCGGAUUUCCGCUCAGGAGCAUCCCUGUCCGCGCCCGCAGGCACAGCCCAGGCGGGCAGGGGCGCUGGGCAAGAUGGAGCCGGGGGGCCCGGCCCACACUGGCCCCCAGCAGCCGCCGGCCCCGGGGCUCUGUAGGGCUCGGCCGGCGGGCGGCGGCGGGGGCGCCUCCUCCUGGCUGCUGGAUGGGAACAACUGGCUCCUCUGCUAUGGCUUCCUCUACCUGGCGCUCUACGCGCAGGUGUCCCAGUCCAAGCCGUGCGAGAGGACCGGCUCCUGUUUCUCCGGCCGCUGUAUCAACUCCACCUGCUUCUGCGACCCGGGCUGGGUGGGGGACCAGUGCCAACACUGCCAGGGCAGGUUCAAGUUAACAGAACCUUCUGGAUAUUUAACAGAUGGUCCAAUUAACUAUAAGUAUAAAACUAAAUGUACAUGGCUAAUUGAAGGCUAUCCAAACGCAGUGUUAAGAUUAAGAUUCAAUCAUUUUGCUACAGAAUGUAGUUGGGAUCAUAUGUAUGUUUACGAUGGAGACUCAAUAUAUGCACCUUUAAUAGCUGUACUUAGUGGUUUGAUAGUUCCUGAAAUAAGAGGAAAUGAAACUGUGCCUGAAGUCGUUACGACAUCUGGCUACGCACUCUUACAUUUUUUUAGUGAUGCUGCAUAUAAUCUAACUGGUUUCAACAUUUUUUAUUCAAUCAAUUCUUGUCCUAACAAUUGCUCUGGUCAUGGGAAGUGUACAACUAGUAGCUCUGUUCCAAGUCAAGUAUAUUGUGAAUGUGAUAAAUACUGGAAGGGUGAAGCUUGUGAUAUUCCUUACUGCAAAGCCAACUGCGGCAGUCCAGAUCACGGUUACUGUGACCUAACAGGAGAAAAAUUGUGUGUCUGCAAUGAUAGUUGGCAAGGUCCGGAUUGUUCUUUGAAUGUUCCUUCCACUGAGUCUUACUGGAUUCUGCCAAAUGUUAAACCCUUCAGCCCUUCUGUAGGUCGGGCUUCCCAUAAAGCAGUUUUACAUGGAAAAUUUAUGUGGGUGAUUGGUGGAUAUACUUUUAACUACAGUUCUUUUCAAAUGGUCCUGAAUUACAAUUUAGAAAACAGUAUAUGGAAUGUAGGAACUCUGUCACGGGGACCUCUCCAGAGAUAUGGACACUCUCUUGCUUUAUAUCAGGAAAACAUCUUUAUGUAUGGAGGCAGAAUUGAAACACAUGAUGGCAAUGUUACAGAUGAAUUAUGGGUUUUUAACAUACAUAGUCAGUCAUGGAGCACAAAAACUCCUACAGUACUUGGCCAUGGUCAGCAGUACGCUGUGGAAGGGCAUUCAGCACAUAUUAUGGAGUUGGAUAGUAGAGAUGUUGUCAUGAUCAUAAUAUUUGGAUAUUCUGCAAUAUAUGGUUACACAAGCAGCAUACAGGAAUACCAUAUUUCAUCAAACACUUGGCUUGUUCCAGAAACUAAAGGAGCUAUUGUCCAAGGUGGAUAUGGUCAUACCAGUGUGUAUGAUGAAAUAACAAAGUCCAUUUAUGUUCAUGGAGGCUAUAAAGCACUGCCAGGCAACAAAUAUGGAUUGGUUGAUGAUCUUUAUAAGUACGAAGUUAACACUAAGACUUGGACUAUUUUGAAAGAAAGUGGGUUUGCCAGAUACCUUCAUUCAGCUGUUCUUAUCAAUGGAGCUAUGCUUAUUUUUGGAGGAAAUACCCAUAAUGACACUUCCUUGAGUAACGGUGCAAAAUGUUUUUCUGCCGAUUUCCUGGCAUAUGACAUAGCUUGUGAUGAAUGGAAAAUAUUACCAAAACCAAAUCUUCAUAGAGAUGUCAACAGAUUUGGCCACUCUGCAGUUGUCAUUAAUGGGUCCAUGUAUAUAUUUGGAGGAUUUUCUAGUGUACUCCUUAAUGAUAUCCUUGUAUACAAGCCUCCAAAUUGCAAGGCUUUCAGAAAUGAAGAAGUUUGUAAAAAUGCUGGUCCAGGAAUAAAAUGUAUUUGGAAUAAAAAUUACUGUGAAUCUUGGGAAUCUGGGAAUAUGAAUAAUAUUCUUAGAGCAAAGUGCCCACCUAAAACAGCUGCUUCUGAUGACAGAUGUUACAGAUACGCAGAUUGUGCCAGCUGUACUGCCAAUACAAAUGGGUGCCAAUGGUGUGAUGACAAGAAAUGCAUUUCAGCAAAUAGUAACUGCAGUAUGUCUGUAAAAAACUACACCAAAUGUCAUGUGAGAAAUGAGCAGAUUUGUAACAAACUUACCAGCUGUAAAAGCUGUUCACUAAACUUGAAUUGCCAGUGGGAUCAGCGACAACAAGAAUGCCAGGCUUUACCAGCUCAUCUUUGUGGAGAAGGAUGGAAUCAUAUUGGGGAUGCUUGUCUUAGAAUCAAUUCCAGUAGAGAAAGCUAUGACAAUGCAAAACUUUAUUGCUAUAAUCUUAGUGGAAAUCUUGCUUCAUUAACAACCUCAAAAGAAGUAGAAUUUGUUCUGGAUGAAAUACAGAAGUAUACGCAACAGAAAGUAUCACCUUGGGUAGGCUUGCGCAAGAUCAAUAUAUCCUACUGGGGAUGGGAAGACAUGUCUCCAUUUACAAACACAACACUUCAGUGGCUUCCUGGUGAACCAAAUGAUUCUGGGUUCUGUGCAUAUCUAGAAAGGGCUGCAGUGGCAGGCUUAAAAGCUAAUCCUUGUACAUCUAUGGCAGAUGGCCUUGUCUGUGAAAAACCUGUUGUCAGUCCAAAUCAAAACGCAAGGCCAUGCAAAAAGCCAUGCUCUCUAAGGACGUCGUGUUCCAACUGUACAAGCAACGGCAUGGAGUGUAUGUGGUGCAGCAGCACGAAACGCUGCGUUGACUCUAAUGCGUAUAUAAUUUCUUUUCCAUACGGACAGUGUCUGGAAUGGCAAACUGCGACCUGCUCCCCUCAAAAUUGUUCUGGAUUGAGAACCUGUGGACAAUGUUUGGAACAGCCUGGAUGUGGAUGGUGCAAUGAUCCUAGUAAUACAGGAAGAGGGCACUGCAUUGAGGGAUCUUCACGGGGGCCAAUGAAGCUUGUUGGAAUGCACAGUAAUGAGAUGGUUCUUGACCCCGGUCUUUGUCCUAAAGAAAAGAACUAUGAGUGGUCCUUUAUCCAGUGUCCAGCUUGCCAGUGUAAUGGACAUAGCACUUGCAUCAAUAAUAAUGUGUGCGAACAGUGUAAAAAUCUUACCACAGGAAAGCAGUGUCAAGACUGCAUGCCAGGAUAUUAUGGAGAUCCAACCAAUGGAGGACAGUGUACAGCUUGUACAUGCAGUGGACAUGCAAAUAUUUGCCAUAUGCACACAGGAAAAUGUUUCUGCACAACUAAAGGAAUAAAAGGUGAUCAAUGCCAAUUAUGUGAUUCUGAAAAUCGCUAUGUUGGUAAUCCACUUAGAGGAACAUGUUAUUACAGUCUUUUGAUUGACUAUCAGUUCACCUUCAGCUUAUUACAGGAGGACGAUCGCCACUAUACUGCCAUUAACUUCAUAGCAAACCCAGAACAGUCAAACAAAAAUUUGGAUAUUUCAAUUAAUGCAUCAAACAACUUUAAUCUCAACAUUACAUGGUCAGUCGGUUCAACAGCUGGAACAAUAUCUGGGGAGGAGACCCCUAUAGUUUCCAAGACUAAUAUAAAGGAAUACAGAGAUAGUUUUUCCUAUGAAAAAUUUAACUUUAGAAGCAAUCCUAACAUUACAUUCUAUGUGUACGUCAGCAACUUUUCCUGGCCUAUUAAAAUACAGAUUGCAUUCUCACAACACAAUACAAUCAUGGAUCUUGUGCAGUUCUUUGUCACCUUUUUCAGUUGUUUUUUGUCCUUAUUAUUGGUGGCUGCUGUGGUAUGGAAGAUCAAACAAACAUGCUGGGCUUCUCGACGGAGAGAGCAACUGCUUCGAGAACGACAGCAGAUGGCCAGCCGUCCCUUUGCUUCCGUUGACGUAGCACUGGAAGUAGGAGCCGAACAAGCAGACUUUCUGCGAGGGCCAUUAGAGGGGGCGCCCAAACCAAUAGCCAUUGAGCCAUGUGCUGGAAGCAGAGCUGCUGUUCUGACUGUGUUCCUGUGUCUGCCACGUGGGUCGUCAGGUGCCCCGCCCCCUGGACAGUCAGGCCUUGCAAUUGCCAGUGCUCUAAUAGAUAUUUCACAACAGAAGCCUUCAGAUAGUAAAGACAAGAAUUCAGGAGUCCGAAAUCGAAAACACCACCUCUCCACACGUCAAGGAACUUGUGUCUGAGAAGCAGGGACUACUCCUGGAUAUUCUGGACUGUUUGACUUUGCACAUGGCUUCCAUUAAGGCUGGUCUAUGGCCUCAAUUGUUAUGGAGGCAAAAAUGUAUGGUCCCAGGACCCAAGUACAGUUCCCUCCAAAUGGGCAAUGACCCAAGUGGCCAAAGAAUGUUUAUGAGUUUUAUAAAAGUAACAGUGUUGAAGGUCACAGGUGAUAAAGUCAGUUUUUACGUCUCUCUUAGGAUUAUCCUAGAUAACAUUACAUUACUCUGGAAAAGAUGUAUAUUGUUUCUUAAUGCAGAUGAAAAAUAAUGUAAUUGGUAUAAACCAAACUGUUUAUAUCCCAAGACUUUAAAGAAAGACAUUUUAUAAUCUGAAUGAUGAGAAUUGUACAGUUUUUGCCUCAUAAGCAAACUUAAAUCACUUGUAUAUGAACAGGAAAUGAACAAAUCACAAUGGCUUUAAAUGCUGUUUUAGCUCACUGUAAAUGUAAAUGAAAGAUUUUGAUUUAGUAGGAUGUAGGCAAUGUAUUUAAAUAUUUCACAUGACCGCAUCACGUCCAAAUGCAGUUUGAGAAUGUGACUAUUUUCCACCUAACUGGAAUGCAGACCCAAAUGAGUCCAUUUGGGUGGAUGGUAUGUUCAAGUUCACGGGCGGUUUAUUAGAAUUCCAAGUGAAGAAGACCUUCCUAUCAUCCAUGCCAACUGCCUAACGUAUUAUCAGAGCUGAUGGAGCAUGGAAAAGCCUGUCCAGCAAUCAAUUUUCCCCCUCCUUCCCAACACAGCCUCCAAUACCACACACCUGAAGAGGCUGCAAUGGUGAUUUUUACAGUGUAUGAGCUUCUGCUCUAGUAUGGUCAUUUUUUUAAUUGCCUAAGAAUCACUGGAUCAGACCUAAGGGAUGCAUCUGCAUUUUUAUAAGAAUAGGUCAUCUUCUUUUGGCCUUCUUCUUCUAGCAGCUAGGUUCUAUCUACCUUUACAAAUGUUAGGAAAACUUUUUUAGAGGCAACACCUCCCAAGUUACAACAUGACUGAGGCCCCUUCCUGUCCAUUCUUACACUGAGAACACAAGGAGGGAAAAGCAUUUGCUGGCAAGCAUCUCCAGAAAUCUUAUUUCCAACACGAGAGCGUUGGUGUCAUCAGAGAAAGUCUGCAGUUUAAAAACUAAAGUUCAUUCUUGCCUGCAUUCAGUCUAUUCGUAAUGACUCAAAACUGAAUUAUGGCAGAAAGGGAAAAUGAUAUAAAACAGCUUGGAACAUAGGAUCAUUUGUGUCCUAAUUUUGACGACAGUUCACGAUGAACAGAUCUUGUUGGGAACUGUAGUUUCUUAACUUCAUGGUGACUGCAAGAUAUGUGUAGAAAACACUGACAGAGGCAUCCAAAGCUGCUUUAUACGAUACAGUGUUGUUCAAUAGGAAAGUCACUUAAAUACAAUUGAUGUUUAGUACUGCCUAUGUACUUUUCACAUUCUUCGGAUUUCUGGAAGGUAAGGACACUUCACUGUUUACAGCUAAUGCAUAGUUACUUGCAUGCGAUUGUGCUGUAGUGGAACACGACCCUAUUGUGAUAUGAAAUGUUUAUUUCAUAAUGCCAUUUAUACAUAGCUUAAUUUGAUGAGGAUCGAAUGUAAUAUAUAUCCGGAAUGAUCAUACAAUAUGUAGUUGCCUUGUAUAUAAGAUUGCUAGGUUGCGUCUAACCAUGACAAUAUCAUUGUUUUAACAGUUAAGACAUUUAUGAAGUAUAGUAUAUAUUCCUUACGUUGGCAUGAUAAUUUUGCUAUUUUCCAUGCAUUAAAAGUAAGACUAAUUCUUAGAGGAAUUUUAUCUAUAGACUGUGGGGGUUUUGGGGGGACGUGGGGGGAGUGGAGCUUGUUGUUUUUACCUCCCUAUGGUAUUUUAUCUCUCAAAAAGUGAGCAAAGUUUGUAAAUGUCUCCUAAAAACAAUCAGGCAAUUUUAUUAGCUUCUUUUUGGACUCCUUUAAAUGUUAAUUUGCUUUUCCUGGAGAAAUAAAUUGACAAAACUGGUGAUUACAAAAAUAUAACCAUUUAAAAAUAAAAUGAUUGCCCACUUUGUUUAUGAUUGUCAUGAGAGAAAGCUUAGAUAAUGAAAACACAAAAACAUAUGUAUUUACAAACAAGAGUUGUAUGUAAAAUCUAUUUCAGCUCUAUUUUUAGAGAGUCAACCCAAAUAGUAUUACUGUGAAAGAAUUAUCUAGCUUCAUCCACCUGGAAUCCCAUCAGGUUAUUCAAACUUGAAAAUUUGAAUUUUAGAGAAUUAUGGGACAUAAUGCAAUGUUAAGUUAAAAUCGUGCUAUACCUUUCUGGGCCAAAUAUUGCUAACUUCAUGACUAAUUAUGCAAUAUCUUCUCAACUUAUCAAAGCUUUUUACUGGCAGUAAAAUCCUUCACCCUCAGGUGAAGUGGAUUGAAAAAGACCUUAGGGAUAAUCACUUUGAAUGUGUUGUGUUCUUUUUUUCCACACCUCGCAACAACUUUCAAUUUAAAUGCUUCCUUUUUUUUUUUCCAACCAGACCCCAAGUAUGCAGAUACUCUCUAAGAAGUUAGCAAGUAAAUGACUGAUUCUCUUGAAAACUUAUUUUAGUGGAAUUCUGUCCAUAUCAGUUUAGAAUGACUGAAAAAUUCCUUAGAUUUUAGGAUGUAUUCUUCUUCCAAGUAUGAAAAGUUUUGGUUAAAUAAAAUGGGGAGUUUUUAAAAUUAACCUGGGGACACUGUUUGGACACACCUAGAGAAUUCUUGUUGAAAGACUGCACAAGCUUACUGAUUGAUUUAAUAAAUAUUAAGAGGAUUGAGAUUUUUCAUAAUUACUUUUAAAUGAAAAUUUAUUUCAGUGAUUAACAUAGAAGGAAAAUGUAUGCCAGUUAUGUUAUGUUCACUAGGAAAACUUCAAAUAAGACAUAUUUCCAUGUGUAAUUGAUACUUGCUGUACUUCCCAAUAUCUCAUUUUGUUUGGGUUCCAGUAAGACAGAGUGAGCACAUGGCUUUUGGGCUGCUGCUGCAGGGUCAUUUAAGUGCAGACUAGAUUGGUGGACAGGCUUGAGAACAGACGUUGGAAUGUUGGGACCAGCUUUGGGCUGUGUGGUGCUGGGCAAGUUUUAACCUCUGAAGCCUUACACUCUACAUCUGGGAGGUAGCCCACUUUGCAGAACUGUUGUGAGUCUAGGAGAAAAUAAAGCCCCCACAGCAGGCCCACAAUGUAGUGCAGCUGGGAUCAACAAUGUGGGGCCACCGGGCCGCUCUUUUUCUACCAAGUGUUUUAUGAAUCCAGCUCUUAAUUUUUCAUCCAUCUUUUCACCAUAGGUGAAAAGAAAUGGUAGCUUUUUGCAAAUGAAGAUCAUGAAAAUCUUCAGUAAGUUCCUGUAUUUCUAGGGUACAGAAACCAACAAACAACAAAAAACUAUUUUGAUAUUGGGGUCAAUAGAGCAUUUGACUCUUUCAAAAUAUAUACCGUUUUAAUAGACUAUUUUUAAAAUUAUUGCUUGAUGAUAUUUAGACAGAAACGUCAAUUGCCACUUUCACAUUCAAAUGAGGCAAGAAGGGAUCAUUUGCCAUUUGCCAUUUUACUAGGGUGAGUGUAGAACUUGAUCCUAAGAACUGCCCAGGUUAGCACAGAUUCCUACCUUUACUUCUAGACAUUAAGCUUCAGAAGGACUGGAUUGGACCCUGGAGAUUAAUAAGCUUUAUAAGCACCUCGGUGAUACUGAUGAUUGGGCAAAUUAGGGAAACACCGCCCUGGGCCAAAGAGCUGUUUUCAUCAACAGAAGAAUUUCUUUAAGUAAUAAAGUUGUCUCUCUAACUCAAAAUGCUUUAAAUAAUUUUCCAAGAAAUACAAUCCAUCUGCUUGGUGUUAUAGCAGUGCUUUCAUUAUAGUGUACAUUUAACAUUUUUGUUUUCUCAAUUUUUUAAAAAUUAAGCAUUAGAACCAUAUCAGUAUAUAUGUAUCCAGGUGUGUGUGCCAACCAGACUUAAAAAGUGAACAUUGUAUGCUAUCGUGUGCUGUUUAUCAGGAGAUUGAUUACUAGAAUGAAAACAUUGGGUCGUCCAAUCCCCACUGCCAAAUGCAGUUUUUUGGUUUUUGGUUUUGGGGGUGUCGUUGUUGUUUUUUAACCCUUCUAAGUCAUAAAAGGAAAAAGCACUCAACAGCUGAAAAGCUCCUCCCCCAUCUAAGGCUUGGUUGUAAAAUUUGUGUUAUUGAAUUCCACAUUCAAAAUAUAUUUUCUCUUUUCCCCUCUCCACUCGAUUUUUGUUGGCUUUUUCUACAUCAUUCUUUGAAUGGUGUGCUGAGCGCUUUGAAUGUUCCUGAGAAUGGAGGCCACGCUCAAAGUCUGAGUGGCCAGGAUUCCAUUUAUCACUAACGGUCUCUGCCCCGGUCGGCUGUGUGUCCUGUGUUUACAUAAAAAAAGAAGACGCUGCAAGUCCUCUUUCUGUGACUGGUACAGCCAUACAUAGCUGAGGAGUUUUCUAGAAAAGUCUGCUGGCCCUUUGGCACACUUUGGGUUGAGUUCCCUGGGUUGGCACUGUGGGCCUUGCGUAGGUCAUCGCAGCCAGGGCUGAGCUUUCCUUUCUCCAGCCCUACUAAUGAAAAUAGCAAGUGGUAUUAUUUUGCUUUCCAAAUAGGAGACUAUAUUAUACUUUUGGAUGAGUUUUGAUACACUGCAUGUCCCUUCCCCACUUCUGACCUGUCUGCCUCCCAGGGCGCCCACCCUUUUGAAAUAAUUGUGCCCCAUUCAAGGAUAGGUUAUGGAGCAGUCCGAAUUGAACAAGAACCCAAACCUCUUAAAGACCACCGCAGAAAGGCUAUAUUCUCACCAUCCAAAGGUUUGACAAAUUUUAUUUUGGGCACAAGUGUAAUUUUCACUCAGGCAAGUUAGGUAUUUAAGAAUAAGCUUCUUCAACCCAGCUGUGUGCAUGGUCAAAUAGGAGGUCCUAUUCUAGAGAAACCCCCUAGAAAAUUGCAUUAAUGAAUAAAUUCAUGUAACAGUUCUUUGUGCUUUUGUCGCCUCAAAAGAUAUCUUUUAAAAAAGAUGUCUGUGCUUUGUGAUACAUAAGGUAUCUUAGACUAGGUGCUGUGUGGGAACACACUUGAGUUUUAAUGUGAACUCCAAUACCAACUUUUUCUAAUACCUAGGGCCAGUUGUCUAAACCGUUUCUAAGUAAACUGGUAUAAAAAUUGUCAUCCAACUCACCUAGGUGUUGUGAUGGGCUUUUGUUGUUGAAAUGGAAAAUAGAUCAGAAUUUAU
Rhinolophus ferrumequinum (greater horseshoe bat) is the source of this 9704-nucleotide messenger RNA. It is a transcript of the gene ATRNL1, whose product is annotated as attractin like 1. Gene Ontology annotation, cellular component: Golgi apparatus. Bases 318 to 4457 code for a protein of 1379 amino acids. The record is from RefSeq and is a predicted model, not a curated record. Gene Ontology annotation, molecular function: protein binding. Lineage: Eukaryota; Metazoa; Chordata; Mammalia; Chiroptera; Rhinolophidae. The transcript is spliced from 29 exons.